Molecule: messenger RNA, 777 nt
Organism: Thlaspi arvense
Lineage: Eukaryota; Viridiplantae; Streptophyta; Magnoliopsida; Brassicales; Brassicaceae
Source: the annotation of a GenBank genome assembly
AUGGGCCCAAUAUGGGCCGCAGGGAUCAUCCUCGUCACAGCCUCUGCUCAGCAAAACACCUUCUCCCUCCAGCAAGCCAAAACCAUGGACAGACACCUCACCAGCUCUUUCCAGAUCCCUGCUGGCUCCAUGACCCUCUUCACCAUGACCUCCAUGCUCAUCACCAUCGCCUUCUACGACCGCGUUUUCAUUCCUAUCAUGCGGAGGUUCACCGGCCUUGACCGAGGCAUUAGCUUCCUCCAACGUAUGGGCAUUGGCUUCGUCAUCUCCAUAUUAGCCACCCUAGUUGCAGGCUUCAUCGAACUGAAGAGAAAACAGGUAGCAUCAACCUAUGGCUUGAUUAACAAGCCCCAAGCCACCAUCCCUAUCUCAGUGUUCUGGCUUGUCCCCCAGUAUUGCCUGCAUGGCAUGGCUGAGGCCUUCAUGUCCAUUGGACAUCUCGAGUUCUUCUACGACCAGGCGCCAGAGAGCAUGAGGAGCACAGGCAUGGCCUUAUUCUGGACCGCCAUUUCCUUGGGGAAUUAUGUGAGCACUUUCCUCGUUUCCCUAGUGCAUAGGUUCAGCCAAGGUCCAGGAGGAUCAAACUGGCUUCCGGAUGAUAAUUUAAACAAGGGAAAGUUAGAGUACUUCUACUGGUUGAUCACCUUACUUCAGAUCAUCAACCUGUUGUAUUACUCAACUUGCGCAAAAUUUUAUACUUUCAAGCCAAUUCAGAUCCAAGCCAAGGAAAAUGGAGACUCUGUGAAAGGUGGGGUCGAGCUUGUUAGCCAAGUUUAA